AUGGGGACCAUCGCUGCGCGCCUAAGCCUCGAUGACCUGAUCGAUCGAGAAAAAAAACUCCAUCUCUACUUCUGCGUCCACGACACCGGCCCAGGCUUGACUACAGAACAGAUCGGACGGCUGUUCCAUCGUUACUCCCAAGCCACGCCCAAGACUCACGUGACCUACGGCGGUAGCGGACUGGGCCUAUAUAUCUGCAGAGAGCUCGCAGAGAAGCAAGGUGGAGGAGUUGGUGUCGCGUCGCACCCGGAUAAGGGCUCGGCUUUCGCCUUCUGGAUCGAAACCAGAGCUGUAGCUACACCCGAGGAAGCAGCAGCAGGUUUGUCAGGACGUCUUUCGAAGCCAUUGUCCAUCAGCAGAGCUGGAAGCUUAGAAUUUAGCACAACGUCGCACUCCUCACAGGACUUGUCACACCGCCCGGGCCUCGAGUCUAAGCGAACGAUAAACCGACAUCAAGGAGGUUUCCACAUCCUACUUGUGGAAGAUAAUCUAGUCAACCAAAGAAUCCUGACCAAACAACUAGAGACCGCGCAAUGCACCGUCACAGUCGCAAACAACGGCGAAGAAGCCCUCUCUAUCCUCGAGAAGAGCAAUAUAUCGCAGAACAUAGAGCAACCUCCUCAUUCUACUUCAGACAAAGACGCCGACUUGAUUAGCACCGACUUGAUUCUAAUGGAUAUCGAGAUGCCGGUCAUGGAUGGAUUGCAAUGUACCCGACGCACCCGAGAAUUCGAGCUCGCUGGCCAGAUCAGUAGGCAUUUACCUAUCAUCGCGGUGACUGCCAAUGUCCGCCAAGAGCUGAAAGACGCGGCGCUCGCGGCUGGGGUGGACAGCGUGCUCUCGAAGCCUUGCACGGUCAGUGAUGUAUUGGUCAGGGUUGAGGAGCACUUGGUUGAGAGUCCCAGGUUGAGAUAA
Molecule: messenger RNA, 915 nt
Organism: Saxophila tyrrhenica
Lineage: Eukaryota; Fungi; Ascomycota; Dothideomycetes; Mycosphaerellales; Extremaceae
Exons: 2
Coding region: 1-915 (304 amino acids)
Biological process (GO): protein autophosphorylation; phosphorelay signal transduction system
Cellular component (GO): plasma membrane
Molecular function (GO): phosphorelay sensor kinase activity; histidine phosphotransfer kinase activity
Source: RefSeq, a predicted model, not a curated record